This is a messenger RNA of Meleagris gallopavo (turkey), 539 nucleotides long. NCBI's taxonomy places the organism in Eukaryota, Metazoa, Chordata, Aves, Galliformes, Phasianidae. The record is from RefSeq and is a predicted model, not a curated record.
CUUCCUCCACCUGCUUCCCCUUCCCCUGAGACUUUUGCAGUCUUGUGGCACAGCUGCUGCUCGCCAUGCAACUGCUCCUGCACUGGAUGGGGCCAUUGCUGGCACUGCUGGUGCUGCAGCCAGCGGGGAGCCUGGCAGAGGUGCAGUGCCCGGUCCCAACGAUCCCUCAUGGGCGGCUGAAUCCUGCAGAGAACCUCAGUGCUGGGAGCACAGCCAUGCUUGAAUGUGAGGCUGGCUACGUCCCCGUGGGCAGCAGCAGCGUGAGGUGUCUAAGCAGUGGCAGAUUGCAGCCACGGAUGCCAGCAUGCACCCGAGGUCGUUGUCCUUCCCCUCCUGCUGUUGACUACGCCGACCGCAGACAGCCAUACGAGCUCCUGGUGGGUUCCACCAUCACCUACUUCUGCAGACACGGGUUCGUGUUGAUCCCCGGCGUAUCUCCAACAACAACGUGUCUCAAAAAUUUCACCUGGUCAGCGAUCCCAGCUCUUUGCCAGGUGGUGCUGUGCUGCAAGGGCUUUGCUUAGCAAUGUUUGAGCUCU